Solea senegalensis (Senegalese sole) is the source of this 5704-nucleotide messenger RNA. RefSeq names its product SEC24 homolog B, COPII coat complex component (gene sec24b). Gene Ontology annotation, cellular component: COPII vesicle coat; endoplasmic reticulum exit site. Gene Ontology annotation, molecular function: zinc ion binding; SNARE binding. The record is from RefSeq and is a predicted model, not a curated record. The coding region runs from base 216 to 3848 and encodes 1210 amino acids. Gene Ontology annotation, biological process: endoplasmic reticulum to Golgi vesicle-mediated transport; intracellular protein transport; COPII-coated vesicle cargo loading. The transcript is spliced from 25 exons. Lineage: Eukaryota; Metazoa; Chordata; Actinopteri; Pleuronectiformes; Soleidae.
ACAGCCUGGUCUCGGUAAAGCUCCUCAGCAGAGUCCGCACUGGAAGCUUCUGCUCUCAGGCGAGCGAAGCUGGCCAGGCUGCCCGGGUCCUCACUGACCUGCUCCGGCCUUCAUACAGCACUACUCUGCGGUGGAACAGGUUUCGAGACCGCGGCGCUCAUGUGUAUUUACCCCCCGGUGUGUCUGCGGGAAUAAGGACGGAGGAGGACCGAGCGAUGUCCGCGCCGGGUCCCGCGAACCCGGGCAGCUCCAUCAGCUACAACCAGAACUCAACGCCGAACGGUGGAGCUGCGCCCGCCUACCAGAAUGGUCCAGCGCAGACAAACCCAUCCGUGUAUCCACCUACAGGCUACUACGGAGCUCCACCUCUACAACAGAGCUACCCCACAAUCCCUGCACACUCCAAUCCUGUUCCCAGUAAAGCGCCUCUUACAAACAGUGGCCACAGUGUAAACUACUACCAGAACAACCAUCAGCAGCAGCAGCAGCAUCAUCAUCUCCCUCAGCAUCAUGUAGCAGCCUCAUCAUACAGUGCUUCUCCUUCUCAGCCACCUCCACCAUCAAUUACCCAGUACAAUCAACAGCCAUUCCAGCAGCAGCAGCAGCAGCAGCAGCAGCAGCAGCAUCCACCCUAUACCACUCCAGGAUCCUACUAUGGACAGCAACAGUCCUACCAAGCCCCUCCUCCUCAGCAGCAGCAUCCCAGUUUGGUUCCAGCACCAGCUAGCGGCACAGGAGCUCCUAUAUACCCCAUCGUUUCGUACCCAUCGCCACAGGGAAGUAGCCAAUAUGGCACGCUGAGUUCCAUGCAAAGCACCACCUCCACUCCUGGAGUCAUGCCCGUUCAGAUGGGUGCACCCCUUCAUCAGUACAACACCUCACAACCAGCCUCUACACCACCAGUGCAGCCAGGGUACGGUGUGGUUCUACCCAGUCAGACGGCACCCACAGUCAACGGUCAAGGAAGCACAGCUCAGACAACCGUUCAACAACACUAUGACCAAAGCCACCAGGCGCUGCAGAGCUACGACUCUUACGGCAGAGUCAUUCACAGCAGCGGUGGUGCAGACACAGAGCGAACACCGUCAAGAACCCCCUCCACGUCAGUUCAUUCCUCACCAGGCCACCACAAAGGUAUGCAGUAUGGAUAUGUUGCUAAUAGCGGAGCUAGCUCUGCCGCCACCUCUGGCCCUGCAGCAUCAGCAGCGGUGGCCCCCUCAUCAUCCAGCUCUGAUGAAGAUGAUGAUGAUGAUGAUGAGGAGGAUGAGGAAGCAGGUGGUGAUACGUCCUCUUCCACCACUGGCAGUGCCUCUCCGGUGCCCAACAACUAUGAUUCCCUUGAAGGAGGCAACUAUCCAGAUUCAAUGCCGCCGGCUAAUGAUAUGACCAACCAGGCUCAGCCCUAUGGUAACUAUGGUUACCCCAGCAUGCAGCCAGCCUAUCUGCAGGGAGCGGCCCCCCACACGGACUCUUCUCCCGCUCACGACCUUUACGGACAGAGCUACCAGCAGUCGUCUCAGCCUUUCCCGAACAUGUCCCAGCUGUCUGCAGCGCUCGGCGGGCUGAGCGGGGUGCCGGAGUUGGAGGUGGAGGCUCUGAGACCGGUGAACCUGCUGCAGGAGAGGAACCUGCUGCCCCCCAGACCACUGGAGGCUCCUGAACCCAACCUCAGCGCUGACCUCAAGAAGGUUAACUGCAGUCCACAUACGUUCAGGUGUACGCUGACCAGUAUCCCUCAGACGCAGGCUCUACUAAACAAGGCCAGGCUUCCUCUGGGUCUUCUCCUCCAUCCUUUCAGAGACUUAGAGCAAUUACCAGUGAUCACGUCAAACACAAUAGUGCGCUGUCGCUCGUGUCGCACCUACAUCAAUCCCUUUGUCACCUUCCUGGACCAGCGCAGGUGGAAGUGCAACCUCUGUUACCGCGUCAACGAUGUUCCAGAUGAGUUUAUGUACAACCCGGUCACCAGGUCAUACGGCGAGCCUCACAAAAGACCCGAGGUUCAAAAUGCCACUGUGGAGUUCAUCGCCUCCUCAGACUACAUGUUGAGACCACCUCAGCCGGCGGCUUACCUGUUUGUCCUCGACGUGUCUCACAACGCAGUGGAAGCAGGCUACCUGAAGUACUUCUGUGAAUCCCUUCUCAAGAAUCUGGACAAGUUGCCCGGGGAUACACGCACCAGAGUGGGCUUCCUCACCUUUGACAGCACCAUCCACUUCUACAACCUGCAGGAGGGUCUGUCACAGCCUCAGAUGCUGGUGGUGUCUGACAUCGAUGAUGUCUUCAUACCGUCUCAUGACAGUCUGAUGGUAAACCUAAAAGAGAGCAAAGAGCUGGUGAAGGACCUGCUGACCUCGCUGCCGGCCAUGUUCAGUCAGACCAGGGAAACCCACAGCGCCCUCGGCCCGGCGUUACAGGCCGCGUUCAAGCUCAUGUCAUCCACCGGGGGGCGUGUCUCAGUUUUCCAGACCCAGCUGCCCACACUGGGCGCAGGUCUGCUGCAGUCAAGAGAAGACCCCAACCAGCGCUCGAGCAGCAAGGGAGUUCAGCAUCUCGGCCCUGCUACAGACUUCUAUAAAAAACUGGCACUGGACUGCUCAGGACAGCAGAUAGGAGUGGAUCUUUUCUUGCUCAGCUCCCAGUACACUGACCUUGCCUCGCUAGCUUGUAUCUCCAAGUAUUCAGCGGGCAGCAUCUUCUACUACCCCUCCUUUCAUUACAUCCACAACCCUGCACAGCUGGAGAAGUUCCAAAACGAUCUGGAGCGCUACCUCACCAGGAAGAUCGGCUUUGAGGCCGUUAUGAGAAUACGAUGCACUAAAGGUUUAUCCAUCCACACAUUCCACGGUAACUUCUUUGUGCGCUCCACUGACCUGCUGUCCCUGGCCAAUGUGAACCCAGACUCUGCCUUCGCCGUCCAGAUGUCCAUCGAAGACUCUCUGGCAGACUCGUCUCUGGCCUGUUUCCAGGCCGCGCUGCUCUACACCUCCAGUAAAGGAAAGAGACGUAUCCGAGUUCACACUCUGUGUCUGCCAGUGGUCAACCAGCUGAGUGAUGUGUACGCUGGAGCUGAUGUCCAAGCUGUCACUUGUCUACUCGCUAACAUGGCCAUCGACCGGUCGAUAUCGUCCAGCCUCUCUGACGCUCGAGACGCUCUGGUGAACGCCGUGGUCGAUUUGGCGACGUCCUACAAGAGCAGCGUGUCCAACCUGCAGCAGUCUGGCCUCGUCGUCCCCUCGUCCAUGCGCCUCUUCCCUCUCUACAUCCUCGCUCUGCUCAAACAGAAAGCGCUGCGAACAGGAACCAGCACACGUCUGGACGAGCGCGUCUUCGCCAUGUGUGAGUUCAAGACGCAGCCGCUGCAGCAGCUGAUGCGAAUGGUUCAUCCUGAUCUGUACAGACUGGACAACAUGUCUGACCAGGGGGCGCUACAUCUGAACGACACAGUGGUACCGCAGCCUCAUCUGCUCCACCUGGCGUCAGAGAGGCUGAGCAGAGACGGCGCUUUUCUCAUGGACUGUGGCAACGUGUUUUACCUGUGGAUCGGAAAAAACUGCAACGACAUGUUCAUACGAGACGUUCUGGGCUGCAACAACUACGCUUCAAUACCACCCAACAUGAGUCACAUUCCCGAGCUGGAGACGCCGCUGUCGGAGAGAGUGCGAGCUUUCCUCGACUGGCUGCAGGACAACAGAGCGUUCAGCUCCACAAUCCACAUCGUCAAGGACAACACGUCGGCCAAAACCAAUUUCUUCCAGCAGCUGGUGGAGGACCGCUCCGAGUCGGCUUCAUCCUACCAAGAAUUCCUGCAGCACGUCCAGCGUCAAAUCUCCAAGCAUCGGGUCUGACUCGCAGCCGCUCUUUAAUGAAACCGGGGCUCUGUGAAUUAUAAGGGUUAAAUGAUGAGGACGACCACAGAUCUGUUUUCUCUUUAUUUGUCCCACGGGAGGCAGGGGUUUAUUAAUAGUGAACCACUGUUUCGUGUCUGAUUCUCUGUGGAUUUCCUGUCUCGUGAGGAGGAUGAACACAAAACUCUGUGUUUGUCUUGGAUUUAUUCCCUUUUUUCCCCUUUUCCCUCUGGAUGCUUAUUCCCAGAUACAGUAGACCAGCACUCCUUAAAGCUGCAGUACGUAACCUUGUUGUUGGUGUUGUUAUGCUGUCUGACAGAAACAGUAUUUGUUUGCUGCGUCCCUUAUUUGAAAACAGGCUCUGUCGAGACCCGCCCGAGGGUGCGUUUAUGUGUAUACAGCUGUAGAGCAGGGACGGGCGGAAGACGAGAAGCAAUUAUCCUGUCAAACUGCUGAAUGGCCGGGUUUUAUGAACAAUAGAAAUCACUUCUCUUGUGUUUUAGUCAUACUCCCAACGUGUUUGCAGAGAAUGAAUCACUUCCUGUGUGGAGUACGGGCAUUCCGCCUGGCAACGCGAGAUCUAAACACGGCUAUAGUGAGGAACACGGAGAGAGAGUCGCGUGGAGAGGAUCGUUUUCAACAGUGUUGUGUGAACUCAGCGGAUGUUUGUUUAACCCUUUAUCGAGUGCCAUUGCAGAUGAAUGCAAGACCUUUUUAACUUUAAAAAAUAUAAAAUGUUCUCAAUGCACUUAUCAUUUAUGGUUACUUAACCGUCUAGGGUAAAACAUUUUCCAAAAUAUAAAAAAGUAUAAGAAAAACACAUAGGAAAAGCAAUGGAAACACGUUUGUUGUUUUAAUAUCCAAAAAAGACAAAGUAAUGACUUUCUAAAUGGAAACAUUUGAUAUCAUUAGCUAGCUAGUUUGUUAGUUAUUUAGCUAGCUACGUUAGCUACCAUACAACAUAUUUUACCAAAAAAUAAACCAUCCCCUAUCAAAAAAUGUUUUUUUUAAACACAGUAAACUGAACAACAUCAAGCCCAUUAGUAUUCAUGUGUAGUUUGUCCAUUAUGGGCUACAGUAAAAACAUGGCGGUCCAAAAUUUCGACCUCCGUAGAGUUCAUCGGUCUUACUUUAAGUGUAUUUUAAGUGACAUUUAAAGUACUACUAUUCUCAAUUAAUGUAAAAUAAACUUGCAAAAGAACUCCUUCUUAAUUCGCUAACAAAUGAGGUCAACAGGAAGUUUCUCUCUCGUUUGUCGCCACGGAAACACCGACAAGUUAAUUGACUUGACUUUGUUCCACAUGUGAACGUGUUUGAAUCAUCACAAUGACGUCAGCCUCCGACUCUGACCGUAAACAGCUGGACGAGCAUCUGCGAGCGAGUCGCACGGACGGUGACAAAUCACAAAGAAGCGCUCCCGGGACGAGGCGAGCGCUCGUGCGUGGACACUGUUGACGACGCCGCUGUCUGUAGUUUUGUAUGCGUGAAAACAACAAUUUACAACAAUUUACAACGUGCCUGCACAAGACAGUCUCACCUUCACACUGUGAGGAGAUGGUUGUCCCAGAGCUUUUUACAGGGCAGCGUUACGUCACUGCCACUUUAUUUUCAACUCUAAUCACAUCUGGGGGGGGAACAUGAAGGCUGCUGCUUCACAGAUACACCUAAAAUAUUAUUGAGAUUACAAGCUUAUGCUAAGCUAACACCCACAUUUGAACAUGGAUCUGACUAAAAAUGUCACAUGUUCUUUGCAGGUAGUUUCAGUUAAGUUGUUUUAAACAGGUUGGUGUCAUUAUUCUGGACUGACCUUACAAGAAGUUAUGUAACGUUAUCGGUUUGCUGUGUCCUUCAUCUGA